GCCCCACGGGUGUCGCUCCGGGUGUCGCUCCCGGGUCUCUCACCGCCCCCCAGGGGCCCUCAGGCGGUCCCGCUCGGACGCGCUCGCGCCGAGCCCGCGCGUGCCGUUGUCAGACCAACGGGGGCGGGGCCCGCCUCAUCCACAGCGCCCCCCGGCGGCCGCUGCCGGCAGUACCCGGCCGGCCAUCCCGGCCCGCUCACCCGGGACCUGAGCUCCGGAACCGGGGAACGCAGCCCCCGUCUGCAGCGCCCCAGGGAGGCACCCAGGGUCCCGCGGUGCGAGCUCUGUGCUGCUCAGCAGCGGAGUGUGGCUCUGAGGAGAAACAUCAUCACACGCUGUGCUGUCCCGUCCUGUCCCGUCCUCGCAUCAAGAGUUCUGGCGGCCCCUCCACCGACGUCCCCAUGGAGGCAGCUGUGGCUGGCCAGAAGACCCCCGGCAUGUCCACGGGACGGCUUUCCUCAUGGAUACCGCAGAGGCUGCUCCCCGUUCCAGGCGUUUGCGCCCGCCCACGUCCCAGGACACACGGCCAAGAGCCGGUCGCCCUCCGGCUUCCGAGCACCUCAAAGCAAGAGCACGCCCGCUGGGUGGUUUCCCCCAAACCAGCGGCAGCGUUGUGCACCCUGGAAGGGUGCGAGCACCCAGGGCUGCAACCCCAACGCCGGGCAGCACCACCCUGCUCGCCGGCCUCUGGCCAUCACCUGUCCCGAGCACUGCCCGCGCCCUCCCGGACCCGCCCGGAGAGGCGGCGCCGCGACCACCACACACCGCUCGGAGCAGCUCGGCGUCACUCGAUUACUCUCGGCGUCACUCGGUGUCACUCGAUUACUCUCGGUGUCACUCGGCUGGACUCGGCGUCAUUCGGCUGGACUCGGCGCCACUCGGACCGCCGCCCCGGCCCGGGGCUCUCCCACGGCCGGCACGGCCUCGGCCCCCCCCCACCUCCCCCCGCCGUGUGCGAGUUGUUUGCAUCGGUGGAAAAGGGUCCGUUUUAAUGACAGCAUCUUGAAGUUCUACUUCUCCCGUGGUAAGAUGACUACGGUGACGUUCUGGCAGGCGGUGAUCCCUCAGGUGUGAAUUCCCAGGCAAGUGAUCCCUCAGGUGUGAAUUCCCAGCGGGCGAUGCCGCGGGGCCAAUUCCAGCGGCGAUCCCUCGGGCUCACGGUGAAGUCCCACGAGCAGCAGCAGCAGCAGCAGCAGAAGGGCCGGAGGCGCUUCAAGCGCUCUGCGGUACAAGGGGGACACCGGGCGGUCGCUGCCGGCACACACCGGGUCCUGCCCGCUCCUUGCAUUUCCUGUCCUGUGAUGAAAGGAUGGGAAAAAUCUCUGAUCUUCCACGGACAAUGGAAGGCACCGCUCCUUUGGAGAAGGAAAAGUACUUAAUGCAGAAUUACUAUUUAAGCCUUGUAGCACACUUGCUCGGAAUUUUUAGAAACAAUUCCAUUUUACAGCCACAUAAACAGAGCAGGUAUUUAGAAGGUGUGUUCAAAGUCCUGCAAACAAAGAACCAUCUCCUGAUCACACUGCCUUUGCAGUCUACAAAUGGGAAUGCACAACGUGAGAAGCAAGAAGGUCUGUGCUGAAAUCCGUGUGUAGGGAAGGACAGCAGCAGUGUGCCAGUGCUUGCUUUUUCAGGAGAGUGCAAAGGGUGCAAUGGUAAAGGCAGUUUCCUGUGCCUUGGGACUCAGUAUUGCUGCAGCACUUGGGAGUGAGUGCCAGCUGUGAAUUCUGAGUGCUGGGCUUUCAUCCUUGGCAUAAGAACUGCUCUUUAUUUUUUUUUCCCUGUAUGUAUUCAAAAUGGCUUCUGUAAACAUUUGUCUAUAUAUUGUCUUUUAU
This is a messenger RNA of Cyanistes caeruleus (blue tit), 1832 nucleotides long. NCBI's taxonomy places the organism in Eukaryota, Metazoa, Chordata, Aves, Passeriformes, Paridae. The record is from RefSeq and is a predicted model, not a curated record.